Messenger RNA from Mesorhabditis belari, 258 nucleotides. The record is from the annotation of a GenBank genome assembly. Lineage: Eukaryota; Metazoa; Nematoda; Chromadorea; Rhabditida; Rhabditidae.
AUGAUCAAAAUUUUAUUUCUAUCAAAGUCUCUAAAGCAAUUUUUGAGCGAUUUGAAUUGGAAAUUUCUUCAAUUCAAAUUGAGUCGAAAAUGUGACGUUUCAUUACACAGCAACGACUGGUUUAUCGUUUGCCUGGUGACGGUGAACAUAUCGGUGAGGGAUUUUCGUGUUCACGCUUCACUGCAUGUUGAUGUGACAACCGAAGCACCGACAACAGGAACGACAACAGUCCAGGAAGUUUUUUUCGACAACAAUGAC